Messenger RNA from Cololabis saira (Pacific saury), 739 nucleotides. RefSeq names its product mitochondrial ribosomal protein L30 (gene mrpl30). The record is from RefSeq and is a predicted model, not a curated record. Gene Ontology annotation, cellular component: large ribosomal subunit; mitochondrion. The coding region runs from base 204 to 683 and encodes 159 amino acids. NCBI's taxonomy places the organism in Eukaryota, Metazoa, Chordata, Actinopteri, Beloniformes, Belonidae. Gene Ontology annotation, molecular function: structural constituent of ribosome. Gene Ontology annotation, biological process: translation. The transcript has 5 exons.
CACACUUCCGGUGUUUCAGCAGGGGAUAAAACUGAAAUGUGAUUCUCGUGUUUGUUUGUUAUUUUACUUUUUGGAAACAUGUUUCAUUUAUAAUUCUUGUGAACAUUGAACCUAAAGCAGUAAUCUUUCCCUGGGGUGUCGUUAGACUCGACACACGUGAUCAUUUUGACGGUUUUCGUGCCUUUAACCUUCAGAUUUUCAACAUGUCAGGCAUCUGUCGCAGUUUCAGCUUUCUGUCGGUCAAAACGCUGAAUGACGUGGCUCUGUCACCGUGCGGCUGGUAUUUGUCCGCACGAAGCAAAUUCUGCAAGGCGAAGGUUUCAAAAGAGAUUUUUGAAGAACGGUCAAAAGAGCACGAGAAGUACGGCGGGGAUCCGGAACAACCUCACAAGCUGCACAUCGUGACCCGGGUGAAGAGCGUGAAGCGACGGCCGUACUGGGAGAAGGACAUGGUGAAAAGCCUCGGCCUCCAGAAGGCCCACGACCCCGUAAUCCACAAAAACACCCCGGCCGUCAACAGUCAACUCAAAUUUGUCAAGCACCUCGUGAGGAUCCAGCCUCUCAAGACGCCCUACGGCCUCCCAGCCGAGCAGGACAUGGCGGAAACUUACAUCAACAGCAAAGGAGAGCUGAUCGUACGGCGUCUCCUCCAACCGGCCGAGCAGAAGGCCCUGGACUCUUAGCUCCGCCUCGUCCCUCAAAACAUCAACUCGUUAAUAAAACCCUCUGAAAAACCCAA